ACAGCAUACUGAUGUGCUACGCGCGUCGCAGUUAACCGCCACCAACUCAGCAGAUCAUUUGAAACUCGGCUGUGCGCAGGACGGUUGCGAAACAACGUUUCAUGCCUCUUAUGUGACUGCAGACAUGGCUGACAAGACGCCGAAGGACUCCAGUGCUCCUCUUGCAACUAGGAUAGACCCGAGUAAAGAGGGUCUUUCUCGAGAACAGAUGCACUUCAUCAGACAAGUAGAGCUUGAACAGUGGAAGAAGAAAACACAGAAGCUGCGGACACGAAAUGUUGUGACAGGACUCGCCAUCGGGGCACUCGUUCUGGGAAUUUAUGGCUACACAUUUUACUCAGUCUCCCAGGAGCGGAUCAUGGAUGAAAUGGAUGAAGAGGCCAAGCGUGCGAGAAUGCGAGGACCAAAGACCGGUGCCAAUUGACAUGCAUGUGUUGCCUCCUUGUUGUUGGACUGUGUGUCUGUCCGGCACUUACUGAGAAGGGACUUAAUGUGGACACUGAUGCAAUGGAUUUAUAGUCCAUAGCUGGCUGUGACAGCGCUGCACAUUUUCAUCUUGAUUGUGAAGGGAAACUGUGUGGUUCUUCUGCUGACCGAAAACUAGAUGUGUCUUGAUUUUGAUUUAGUCAGUGGAAAGGACUAAUCCACUGACGUUACAUGCUACCCAGAAGGCCCAGACUGUAGUGUAAUUACAACCCUUACCUGACAAGUUUCCAGCCCCAAUCAUGUGAUGUGCAUCCAGUAGGAGGGGAAUAUCCUAAAUUUCAUUCAGCUAAUAUAAUAAAACAAUAAAAUUAAAUCUACAGUGGCCUUUAAUAGAAAAGAAUGCCAGUGACGCUGCUGAAAUGACACACAGAUUUACUUGUUGAAGCAUAUUUAUGUUGAUAAAGAGAUGAUUUGUAAAAUAAAAAUGUAUUUGAUUUUUUUUUUUUAACACAACUAUGUCUCUUUGUAACUAUCCAUUCCCCGGAUGAAGCAUUAGUAAACAUGACAAAGGA
Messenger RNA from Micropterus salmoides (largemouth bass), 998 nucleotides. RefSeq names its product cytochrome c oxidase assembly factor 3 homolog, mitochondrial. Lineage: Eukaryota; Metazoa; Chordata; Actinopteri; Centrarchiformes; Centrarchidae. Gene Ontology annotation, cellular component: mitochondrial inner membrane. Gene Ontology annotation, biological process: mitochondrial respiratory chain complex IV assembly. The coding region runs from base 125 to 424 and encodes 99 amino acids. The transcript has 2 exons. The record is from RefSeq and is a predicted model, not a curated record.